GCCUGCCUGGUGUCUAUGCUGAGUCCACUUCUGGAACACCCAGCUCAGAAAGGGGGUUAGCCCUGCAGGCUAACACAGACACAGCCCAGAAAACCCAGGAGCCACGGAGGAAGGAGAAAGGUGCAAGCAGGGGAAACCCAGGUCCUGGUCCCCUCCUCUCUGCUUCCUGGCAGCAGAACUCAGACAGAACCCUUAAGCCAGUGUAAGUCUGGCGGGACCAACUCCAGCCACGGAAGCUUACAACUAAAAGAAACUGUAAGGCCAAUUUAAUCCAAGGUUUCAUUCUACGUGCUAGAGAUGGUGUACAGUAGGGUGAGGGAACCAAAUUCUCAGUUGGCACUGGUGUACCCUUGUACAGGUGAUGUAACAUCUCUGUGCCUCAGUUUGCUUACUAUAAAAUAGAGAUGGUAGGGGUCAUGGUGAGUACUACCUGACUAGCAUAUAAGAAGCUUUCAGCAAGUGCAGACUACUCUUACCCACUUCCCCCAAGCACAGUUGGGGUGGGGGACAGCUGAAGAGGUGGAAACAUGUGCCUGAGAAUCCAAAUGAAAUCGGGGUAAAGGAGCCUGGAACAUAUCCUGUGACCCUGCCUGUCCUGUAGGAAGCCAGUCUCUGGAAAGUAAAAUGGAAGGGCUGCUUGGGAACUUUGAGGAUAUUUAGCCCACCCCCUCAUUUUUACUUGGGGAAACUAAGGCCCAGAGACCUAAGGUGACUGCCUAAGUUAGCAAGGAGAAGUCUUGGGUAUUCAUCCCAGGUUGGGGGGACCCAAUUAUUUCUCAAUCCCAUUGUAUUCUGGAAUGGGCAAUUUGUCCACGUCACUGUGACCUAGGAACACGCGAAUGGGAACCCACAACUGUGGGCCUCUGCGCACAGAACAGCUGUUCUCCCCAGGAAAUCAAGUUUUUUUAAUUGAGAAGCUAAAAAAUUAUUCUAAGAGAGGUAGCCCAUCCUAAAAAUAGCUGUGAUGCAGAAGUUCAUGUUCAACCAAUCAUUUUUGCUUACGAUGCAAAAAUUGAAAACUAAGUUUAUUAGAGAGGUUAGAGAAGGAGGAGCUCUAAGCAGAAAAAAUCCUGUGCCGGGAAACCUUGAUUGUGGCUUUUUAAUGAAUGAAGAGGCCUCCCCGAGCUUACAAUAUAAAAGGGGGACAGAGAGGUGAAGGUCUACACAUCAGGGGCUUGCUCUUGCAAAACCAAACCACAAGACAGACUUGCAAAAGAAGGCAUGCACAGCUCAGCACUGCUCUGUUGCCUGGUCCUCCUGACUGGCGUGAGGGCCGGCUCAGGCCAGGGCACCCAGUCUGAGAACAGCUGCACCCACUUCCCAGGCAACCUGCCUAACAUGCUUCGAGAUCUCCGAGAUGCCUUCAGCAGAGUGAAGACUUUCUUUCAAAUGAAGGAUCAGCUGGACAACUUGUUGUUAAAGGAGUCCUUGCUGGAGGACUUUAAGGGUUACCUGGGUUGCCAAGCCUUGUCUGAGAUGAUCCAGUUUUACCUGGAGGAGGUGAUGCCCCAAGCUGAGAACCAAGACCCAGACAUCAAGGAGCAUGUGAACUCCCUGGGGGAGAACCUGAAGACCCUCAGGCUGAGGCUGCGGCGCUGUCAUCGAUUUCUUCCCUGUGAAAAUAAGAGCAAGGCCGUGCAGCAGGUGAAGAAUGCCUUUAAUAAGCUCCAAGAGAAAGGCAUCUACAAAGCCAUGAGCGAGUUUGACAUCUUCAUCAACUACAUAGAAGCCUACAUGACAAUGAAGAUACGAAACUGAGACAUCAGGGUGGCGACUCUAUAGACUCUAGGACAUAAAUUAGAGGUCUCCAAAAUCGGAUCUGGGGUUCUGGGAUAGCUGACCCAGCCCCUUGGGAAACCUUAUUGUACCUCUUUCAUAGAAUAUUUAUUACCUCUGAUACCUCAACCCCCAUUUCUAUUUAUUUACUGAGCUUCUCUGUGAACGAUUUAGAAAGAAGCCCAAUAUUAUAAUUUUUUUCAAUAUUUAUUAUUUUCACCUGUUUUUAAGCUGUUUCCAUAGGGUGACACACUAUGGUAUUUGAGUGUUUUAAGAUAAAUUAUAAGUUACAUAAGGGAGAAAAAAAACUGUUCUUUGGGGAGCCAACAGAAGCUUCCAUUCCAAGCCUGACCACGCUUUCUAGCUGUUGAGCUGUUUUCCCUGACCUCCCUCUAAUUUAUCUUGUCUCUGGGCUUGGGGCUUUCUAAUUGCUACAAAUACUCUUAGGAAGAGAAACCAGGGAGCCCCUUUGAUGAUUAAUUCACCUUCCAGUGGCUCGGAGGGAUUCCCCUAACCUCAUUCCCCAGCCACUUCAUUCUUGAAAGCUGUGGCCAGCUUGUUAUUUAUAACAACCUAAAUUUGGUUCUAGGCUGGGCGCGGUGGCUCACGCCUGUAAUCCCAGCACUUUGGGAGGCUGAGGCAGGUGGAUCACUUGAGGUCAGGAGUUCCUAACCAGCCUGGUCAACAUGGUGAAACCCCGUCUCUACUAAAAAUACAAAAAUUAGCUGGGCGUGGUGGUGCACACCUGUAAUCCCAGCUACUUGGGAGGCUGAGGCAAGAGAAUUGCUUGAACCCGGGAGGCGGAGGUUGCAGUGAGCUGCUAUCAAGCCACUGUACUCCAGCCUGGGUGACAGAGCAAGACUCUGUCUCAAAAAAUAAAAAUAAAAAUAAAAAUAAAUUUGGUUCUAAUAGAACUCAGUUUUAACUAGAAUUUAUUCAAUUCCUCUGGGAAUGUUACAUUGUUUGUCUGUCUUCAUAGCAGAUUUUA
This is a messenger RNA of Pongo pygmaeus (Bornean orangutan), 2764 nucleotides long. RefSeq names its product interleukin 10 (gene IL10). Lineage: Eukaryota; Metazoa; Chordata; Mammalia; Primates; Hominidae. The coding region runs from base 1222 to 1758 and encodes 178 amino acids. Gene Ontology annotation, molecular function: cytokine activity. The record is from RefSeq and is a predicted model, not a curated record. Gene Ontology annotation, cellular component: extracellular region. Gene Ontology annotation, biological process: immune response. The transcript has 6 exons.